AUGAACUCCAACAACAAACCGUCACAUAGCGAGGCACUCAGCCCAAUCGAUACGCUGUCGGCGACCGAUGAAUCGGACAGCCCUUCGCUCAGUCUCAACCUGACUCUGACGUCUCCGGUGUACGACCCCUUACCACCGAUUCCUCCAUUCUCCAGAUCUCCUGUGGUAGAACCAAAACAAUACCAGAGAUCGUCUGAUGAGACCAACCGCCACAGAUAUGGACUGUCAGACGAAACUGUCCGUCCUGCGACAAGUGACGCGAUCGACCCAAACAACGCUGUUCCCGUCUCCCAUGCGAAAUCAUCGAUCACAGGAUCAGACUACGCGUCUAGGCCAUCUCCAGUACUGCCUUCCAUCCGUCUCGACGGUAGAGAGAGAAAGGUGCUCGAUCCACCUGUUAAGCUCGGAGACAAUGCAUCCUCUCCGAGCCUUCGGAAUUACAGCUUUUCCACUCAAAUCUCGGACAAGUCUGCGCAUGAUGAACCGGUUUCGGUAAAAGGACACACGGGGAAAAAGAGCAGGCUGAAUCUUCUGAAUCCAAUGAGCCUGUUGGCCCGUCGCAGGUCUUCUCAGAAUCAGAAGCUCGAAGAUGUCAAUCUCACAUUGUCUGUGCCAGCCUUGCCGGAUAAUUUCGACCCAAGGAUUCGAGGAAAAGUCGUACACGACUUUUCUGUUCCACGAUCGCGAAGGCUCUAUUCUCACAAUGACAUUGGCACUGUAGAAUCUCCAGCCUUGCGCUCUGGGUACAGCCUAGACACUAGCCGAAGCAAUGAUUCACCUAAUUCCCGAUUGGCGCCGAUUGGAACACCAAGCAUUCCACACAGUCCGAUGUUCAAGGAACACUUUCAAGACGACCGUCCGUCGUUACAACCCGAUCGGACGGGCUAUCUGCACAAUAUCCAUGCAUUCAACUUGGCCAAUGACCGCCAAGACGAGAGUACCGUGCCAGCUUUCGCUAGGCGGCUGCCGUCCGCUGUGCCGCAAGCUGGGCAGGACUCUAAAUCUGGUUCACUCGUAGGAGAAACCAAACUACCACCGCUACCACCAGGGGAAGAGCAUGUACCUUUGCCGCCAAUAGGAGAGCCAUCACCUCCGCCUCCAACACCUCCGCCUAAGAGCACGCCAUCACCAAAGUUUGAUAUUCCACCUCCAGCGGCACUUCCAAAGCACAUGACCAGCACUUCCUCCCGGUUUAGCUUCCAAAUCGGUGGUGGAGGCUCAUCAGCGCAGGAAAAAUUGCUCGAAGAGAAACACAAACAACAGGAAGCAAUCAAAAAGACAACUACUCAAGGCGCCGAUGAAGAGGACGACUAUGCUGACUAUGACUUCGAUGCGGAUGAUGGCUUGGAAGAGAUGAUUCCCGGGGUCAACGCGGACUAUGAGGAAGACGAUGGUUUCGGCAACGACAUUCCGUUAGGAAAUGCGCUUGUAGCUCGUUACGGCCCUUCCGAUACCGAAGAACCUGUGGUAUCGGAUGUCAAGACCACCACUUUACAUAGACACUCGCUGCAAGGCUUCCACUUUACUCCUCAAUCCAUGACAUUCAGCCCAACCAGCACCAAUAAUGCAUCACAGCCAACCCCGAGGGACCAUGAAGGCUUUGCUAUUGGGAUUGCCGACUCAAGAGAGCCUUCCCAGGACGGUGGCCUGGAAUUCCCACAGAAGGAUAGCGUCAUCGACAUUGAAAAGGUUUCGAUGCUCGGAGGGCUUGGCAUUACGACGGCAGAAAUUCAUGGCAGGCGCACGCAACAGACCUCUCGUCCUCACGGAGGGGUUUUUGACGACGAAGACUUGUAUUUUGACGAUGGCGAGUUUGACCAGGUGGAGUUCGAUCCUUCGGGAACAACCUUUGAUGAGCAACUAUUUGAUGACGACACAGGCAAGCUUCGUGAUAUCCCGGCUGAAAAUGCUCGAAAAUUGGCGGCGGCCAAGCAGGCAGCAGGCAUGGACGGAGAAGUGAAGGUCGCCAACCCUUGGGAGCAUGCCGUCGGAAAACUUUCGCUCGACGACAAUGAGCAUCGGACCAGCGCCAAGCAAACCUCAGGAGAAUUUGCUAGUGGUCAUCUAAAGAGCCAAGGGAAUUUCAUGCAAGGUGGUUCCGUCACUGGACUCACUGAAACGAAUCUUGCUGCGUAUCACGACGCGUUGGCGUUUGCAGCUACUCAAGCUGCUGCAAAUGGCAGAUUCGAUCGCAAGGUCAGCUUCAGUCAGAAUUCAGACGACACUUCUCAGUCACCAUUUGAAAGCAGCCAAGUUGGUGUUGUCUCCGAAGACAGCCGUAUCAGCUACAAUUUUUCCUCCGCUAUUGCUGAGGACGAUGGGUUUCCAUUCGACGAUGACAUGGAUGACGACCCCAUGAUUGCGGAGGCCAACGCAGAGGUUCUGGAGAACGACGACGAAGGGUUUUAUGGUCAAGAGUUUGGAUUUUAUGCUCGAUCCUAUAACAAAAACAAUGCAGAGCUUGUCAACGGGGGCUAUUUUGCGGACCGGGGAUCGAAUGGCGUCAAGCGAAGUCACAGUGGGAAAGCCAAUUUCCAAGAACCGAGCUUGACGCCCAUCACCGAACGCAGUGAGUGGAGUACUCGCAACUCGGUGGUGUCACUGGCGAUACCAGGCGGCAUGCCUGCUUCAGCCCAUUCGAUGCCCAGCCCAGGGAUUGCGGAGUUGCUCCAGCAACUUGAGUCUCCUGGAUAUGACGAUGAUAUGAGCUUUAGUGGGCUGAUGAAGCUCCGUGGCAGAACCUUUGGAGGUAGUUCGUCAAGCAUCAGCAGCUCGGCAGCAGGAAACCCUGCCAGUUCACCACUCGCCCACGUUUCUAACCAUCCGUUCCCUCAUUCGGAUCUUAACGUGGGCCGGAUGUCCUCCUCGAUCCAUGGUCGGACGUCACCAGCUGGAAUACCCGAAUCGGAGGAAGAGGACGAUGAUUCUGAGAGACCUACCCUGACGCAAAAUACACCGCGCAAGAAGAUGAGCGAACCGGUGGUGGUAACGUCGCAGGAGGAACUGCCAGCGUCUCCAGUAUCCGCCGGUGGUGAAAGAUGGAAAGGUCACCACAGCCGCACCAGUAGUGGCGCGGAAAGUGUGAGCUAUAAGCGUGAUCUAGACGGCGGGUGGGUUUUGGAAAGGAGAAGGACCGACGAAGGGAGUGGAACCGAAGUUAUUGACCGAGAGUAUCUAGCCGGAGCCCGGAUCUGA
This is a messenger RNA of Fonsecaea erecta, 3195 nucleotides long. RefSeq lists its product as hypothetical. The transcript has 2 exons. Lineage: Eukaryota; Fungi; Ascomycota; Eurotiomycetes; Chaetothyriales; Herpotrichiellaceae. The record is from RefSeq and is a predicted model, not a curated record. Bases 1 to 3195 code for a protein of 1064 amino acids.